Oncorhynchus mykiss (rainbow trout) is the source of this 1283-nucleotide messenger RNA. RefSeq lists its product as uncharacterized. Lineage: Eukaryota; Metazoa; Chordata; Actinopteri; Salmoniformes; Salmonidae. The record is from RefSeq and is a predicted model, not a curated record.
ACACACACAGAGAGAAAGAAAGAGAGAUGUAUGUUUAGUUUAUGACGAGAGAUUUGGGGAGUGCUAAAGGAAGCGAGGUGUGUCUCUCUCUACAGUAUAAUUACGAGUUAAUUCUCUGGGAAGCCAUGCAGACAGAACCCUGACAGGAACUACAUCUCAGGUUUUGAUCUGAAACAUCGAGAUGUGGGGUCACAACCAAGGAAACCAGCAUCCCUCUGGCUACAACGUGAACCCAAGCGGGUGCGAACCGCCAAUGCCAGGUGGGGGACAACCUGGCGGGUGCACCAUUGGUGCCAUCCUGACCCCAUUAUGCCCUCCCUACCAGCCCCCCUCCACUUGCUACCCUGUGCCACCAUCUUAUCCAGUACAGGGUCCCCAUGGAGGUCAUGGGCAUGGGCACGAUCAUGGGCACGGACCUCAUGGCCAUGAUCAUGGUCACGGGCACGGACAUCAUGGCCAUGAUCAUGGUCACGGGCAUCGUGGAGGUCACGGUCAUGGAGGGCACGGUCAUGGAGGACACGGAGGGCACGGUCGCGGAGGGCAUGGUCAUGGUCAUGGGCACGGUCAUGGGCAUGGUCAUGGUCAUGGUCAUGGGCACGGUCAUGGAUGCAGGCACAGGCACAAGCAUGGGCAUUGGCAUGGGGGUUGUCACAAGAAAGGGAAGCAGAGUCAUGGGAGUUCAAGCAGCUCCUGCAGCAGUGACUCCGACUAGAGCCUGCAGUCAGAGGGACAUGACUUAUCCUCUUAUCAGCCGUAAGAGACCUGGAUCUCUCUCCCCAGUUCUUUACUAUAGCCCCAGAACCAAUCCCUAAUCCCCAUCCCUAAUAUAUGGAUGUUACAAACCCACAUCUCUCCCGCUCAUAUGUCUGAUUUUUUUUCAAAGCAUGAUGGUUUCUUUUAUGUAAAAUAAUUAAAGGACACAGAGGGAAUCUUAUUUGUUCUUGUUGUAUGCCAAAAUGAUUAAAAAUAAAUAACUGUCCAAUUACUAUGUACAUCAUAACUACAACCCACAGUAUACGUUUUUGAUAUUUCAAUUAUUGUGGGCCUGGGGAGUUCUGAUUUGUUUCUGGGUAUUUGGUUAUCCGAGCCCAGCUAUAAUUGUAACCCUGCAUAGUUUCCUCAUAAAGUCAAGCAUUCCUAAACAUUGAUUUGUAGGAACCUAAACUCAAAUGUGGGCGGGUUGCCUGUUUUGCAUGUUAUUUUGUCAUGAAUACAUGUCACAUAUCAGUUUGCACACAAUAUAAACAAAAAUAUAUCCAUAAGUUAAUAAAGCUGCAUACAAA